Pseudozyma flocculosa PF-1 is the source of this 1425-nucleotide messenger RNA. RefSeq lists its product as uncharacterized. The coding region runs from base 1 to 1425 and encodes 474 amino acids. The transcript is spliced from 3 exons. Gene Ontology annotation, cellular component: mitochondrial matrix. Lineage: Eukaryota; Fungi; Basidiomycota; Ustilaginomycetes; Ustilaginales; Ustilaginaceae. The record is from RefSeq and is a predicted model, not a curated record. Gene Ontology annotation, biological process: tricarboxylic acid cycle; carbohydrate metabolic process.
AUGCUCUCCCUCUCGAUCCCCCGUGUCGCGCUCCGCGCCGCUGCCCCGUCGCGCCAGCUCGCCGCCGCUGCCGGCGCCAGCUCGGUCCGCUUCGCCAGCACCAAGUCGCUCAAGGACGCCGUCGCCGAGAUUGUCCCCGAGAAGCAGGAGCAGCUCAAGAAGCUCAAGGCCGACUACGCCGAUGCCUCGCUCGGCGAGAUCAAGGUCAGCAACCUCCUCGGCGGCAUGCGCGGCCUCAAGGUCAUGCUCUGGGAGGGCUCCGUCCUCGACUCCGAGACCGGAAUCACCUUCCACGGCAAGUCGAUCCCCGACUCGCAGAAGGUCCUCCCCACCGGCAACGACAUCGGCGUCAAGGGCUCCGAGAUCCUCCCCGAGUCGAUGCUCUGGCUCCUCCUGACCGGCAAGGUCCCCACUGCCGAGGAGGUCAAGGGCCUCUCGCAGGAGCUGGCCGCCAAGGGCAAGCUCCCCUCGUACCUUGAGAAGAUCAUUGACAGCUUCCCCAAGACGCUCCACCCCAUGACCCAGUUCGCCAACGCCGUCGCUUCGCUCAACCACGACAGCAAGUUCGCCGCUGCCUACUCCAAGGGCAUCAAGAAGACCGAGUACUGGCAGCCCACCCUCGACGACUCGAUUGACCUGAUCGCCAAGCUGCCCGCCAUCGCUGCCCGCAUCUACUACAACGUCUUUGGACGCGGCGAUGGCAACCAGGCCAUCGACUCUGGCCUCGACCUGAUUGGCAACUACUCGAAGAUGAUUGGCUACGGCGACAACGAGGGUAUGACCGACUACCUCCGCCUCUACAUUGCCAUCCACGGCGACCACGAGGGCGGCAACGUCUCGGCCCACACUGCCCACCUGGUCGGCAGCGCCCUCUCGGACCCCUACCUCUCCUACUCGGCCGCCCUUCUGGGUCUGGCCGGCCCGCUGCACGGCCUGGCCAACCAGGAGGUGCUCGGCUGGGCGCUCAGCAUGCAGGAGGCCGUCGGCGAGAACGCCAGCGACGAGCAGAUCAAGGAGUACCUCUGGAAGACGCUCAAGAGCGGCCGCGUCGUGCCCGGCUACGGCCACGCCGUCCUGCGCCAGCCCGACCCGCGCUUCACUGCCCUCUCCAAGUUCUGCGACACCCGCCCCGAGCUGCGCGACAGCAGCAUCGUCCAGCUGGUCCAGAAGGUCUCGCAGAUCGCCCCCGGCGUCCUCACCGAGCACGGCAAGACCAAGAACCCCUUCCCCAACGUCGACGCCGCCUCGGGCUGCGUCCUGUACCAGUACGGCCUCAAGGAGUUCACCUACUACACGGUCAUCUUCGGCAUCUCGCGUGCCAUUGGUGCCCUGCCCCAGCUGGUGGCCGACCGAUACCUCGGCAUGCCCAUCGAGAGGCCGAAGUCGAUGUCGAUGAACGCCCUCGAGGCCCUGCUCAAGAAGUAA